ACCGGUUGCAUUAGUAAUGCGUGAAUAGUGUACGACGGAUGUAAACAACGGUCCGUAUAAUAUACACAUUUACGGUACUCGUUCGUGUAAAUAAAUUUUUACUGUGUAUAAUACUCGUAUUAUACACAAGUGCGUUAAAUAAAAUAUAAUUAUUAUUAUUUACUGUUUUGUAUUUAAACAAUUUUUGGUUUAAAAAAAAAAUUUGCAUUUAAUAUAUUUUUAUUUUAAUAAUUAUUUUGGUUAUUAUUAUCGUCCACGCGUCGUCUAUCUAAUCUAUAAUUGAAAAGACGAUCGCGCGAGCGCAAGCGUCAUCGAAAUAACGGUAUGGAUAUGUUGAUCGUUAAAACCGAAGACGAAAAUGAUGAGAGGAAAACUCUCUGCAACAGCAAUAAUAAUAAUAACAACAACAACAACAACAACAAUAACAACAACAAUUGCAAGAAGAACAACGGUGUCGGAACGACAACGAAAACAGUGGCGGCGACCGGUGGUGUCGGGACCGGCAGGUCCGAAAAACCACCUUACUCGUACAUAGCCCUAAUCGUCAUGGCAAUCCAAAGUUCGCCGGUGAAAAGGCUUACGUUGAGCGAAAUAUACUCUUUCCUACAGCACAGAUUCCCUUUCUUCAGAGGUUCCUACCAGGGAUGGAAAAACUCAGUGCGACACAACCUGUCAUUGAAUGAAUGUUUCAUCAAGCUACCGAAAGGGCUGGGGCGUCCGGGAAAAGGUCACUACUGGACAGUGGAUCCAGCGUCGGAAUUGAUGUUCGAAGAGAGCUCGUUCAGACGAAGACCCCGGGGAUUCCGUCGCAAGUGCCAACAGAAGACUGUUGGACCGAUCGGUGGCGUCGGUAGUGGUUACCAAACGUCACAGUACCAUCAGCAUCUACACCACCAUCAUCAUCACCAGAACCUACAGCUGCAACAACAGCAACAGCAUCACCAUCAUCCGUCCGUGCAACAGCAGCAACCGCAGUCGUUGCCACAGACGCAGCUGUCACCGAUUCUGCCACCUCCACAGCCACCACAGCCUCCACAGCAGCAGCAGCAACAGCAACCAAUUGUCACUCAACCACAUCCCCAACAACCGCAACCUCAGUCACAAUCGUCGGCUUGUUACUUGCAUGACCAAUACGAUUACAAAGACGCAACGGCUGCAGUGGUCGCGGGAUACCAUCACCAGCAGCAACAGCAACAGGACUACGGUAGUGGUGCAGGCGGUGGAGGAAUAGGCAUCAACGGCGGCGGAGGGUACUGCAGCAGGAACGACCAGUUGGAUCAUUUCGCGGCCAACUUUUGGCAAAGUCAAAAGUCUGAAGGUUACGUCGGCGGCACGGGUGGUUACCAAGAACAGUUUGAUUACGGUUGCCAGUAUAACUUGACUCACGACAAUGGUUAUGGCACGGUUGCGAGAAGAUCAGCGACUGCGGCCGGACAAACACAACAGACCGUCAUGGACAACGUUAUGAACGCCAGUAGCGGAUUACCACAACACAUAAGUCUCCACCAUUAUUAUGACUGUCCAAAGUUUUGUUAAGCUGUCAUAGUUUUUAUAUAUAUUAUGGCGCGUGUAUGCAUUGGACUUUCGCAUUUAAAAAAAAGUAUCAACCGUAUAUUAUAAAUGUACACAGUAACAUAUAUAAACCGCAGAUACCAUUCAAAUCGGAAAUUUUCUUUUGUAUAUAUAAAUAUAAAAUAAGAUAUAUUUCAGCUAAAUGUAUGUUUGAUAUUAUCGUGCAUAACGAAAUGUAUUUAACGCUCGUAAACAUUAAAAUGGAUGGUAACCAAAUCGGUAUAUUGAAGCAUUAGGUUAUCGCACGAUUCCUUUAAACGAUAUGUCUUUCACUUUUAAGUUUCAAUGAAUAUUAGAAUAUUUUAUCUUGAUUCUGAAUAAUAUGAUUGCCCGGAAAGUCUCAUAAAGCACUCACAAAACAUUUAUAACUGACUUCAGUGUGAGCAGUGAGCUGUUGUAAGUACACUUAAUACAGUACAUUAUAAUAUAUAAGUAGCGAAAUAAAAAUACUUUAAAUUCUUUUAUAAUAGUUUUUUUUUUUUUUAAAAAGCUUUUAAGACAAAAUAUAUAUUUCUUAGUUAAUUGUUUGAAAAAAAAACUUUUCGUUAUUAUAAUUUAAACAUAAUAUAUUAGCAAAAUAAACUACCAGCGAAUAUAAAACAAAAUGUCAUAAAAAAUUAUAGAUAACAAAAAUGAAUAUAAUCUUUCAAUAUGUAAUAUGUAUACAAUAAAAUUUUUACUUUGUGUUAGUUAAGUACAUGUCGUAAAGUUUUAUUUUUUAGGAUUAAAGUGUGAUGUACAUAAUGUAUUUAUUAAUGUAUUUUUUUUAACAUUCUGUAAAUAAUAUAAUAAUUGGCCCAACCAUCAGUUGUGCAAAUACAAAUAUCGAACGUCAUCUCUAGUCUCUCUCUAUAUGAUAUAUAAUAUUAUAUCGACAAAACGUGAAUGUUCGAUAUUUCGUAUUGAAUAAAAGGCUGAAAAUAGUUUAUUUAAAUCAAUAUAUUGUAUUACAUGUAUGUGUAAAUAGUUAUACGAUUAUUUUAAGUACUAUUGAAACCAUUUUAUUUAGAAAUAAAACAUAGCGCACAGAAA
Molecule: messenger RNA, 2604 nt
Organism: Rhopalosiphum padi (bird cherry-oat aphid)
Lineage: Eukaryota; Metazoa; Arthropoda; Insecta; Hemiptera; Aphididae
Product: forkhead box protein D1-like
Exons: 3
Coding region: 325-1536 (403 amino acids)
Biological process (GO): animal organ morphogenesis; regulation of transcription by RNA polymerase II
Cellular component (GO): nucleus
Molecular function (GO): DNA-binding transcription factor activity, RNA polymerase II-specific; RNA polymerase II cis-regulatory region sequence-specific DNA binding
Source: RefSeq, a predicted model, not a curated record